Messenger RNA from Neohortaea acidophila, 1319 nucleotides. RefSeq lists its product as uncharacterized. Gene Ontology annotation, biological process: mRNA export from nucleus. The record is from RefSeq and is a predicted model, not a curated record. Gene Ontology annotation, molecular function: mRNA binding. The transcript is spliced from 4 exons. Lineage: Eukaryota; Fungi; Ascomycota; Dothideomycetes; Mycosphaerellales; Teratosphaeriaceae. Gene Ontology annotation, cellular component: nucleus. Bases 374 to 1147 code for a protein of 257 amino acids.
CAGCCGAAGUCGUGGCAGGGCUUUCUUUAUUACUCCUGUCCCAGCCAUGACUUGUCUCUCACUCAUUCAAACAACGCAUCCCCCAUCCUCAUCAUCCACAUCAUCCUCGUCGCUGUGUCUUCCGCAGGGACACGUCGUUAAUCUUCCUCCACUCAGAUCACUAGUCCUCGCCGACGCCACAAAGUGUCCGCCGCGAUCAACCGCGACAUCAGUCACCCAGCGUGACGCCUGCCUUCACUCAUCCACACCUUGACUGCAACCGAGACCUCCCAGUCCGUCUUCGCUCGCACAAACCACCGCGAACACCAACCACCACCCUCACCUCAAACACACCUCCACCGCAAAGCAUAACCACCUUCCAACACCACUCAACAUGUCGGGCAAGCUAGACCAAUCCCUCGACCAGAUCAUGCACGACGGCAAGCCCGCCGGCGCCGCUCGUCGCGGUGGCCGCAUCGGCCGUCGACCUGCCCGCUCCGCCAAAUCCAAGGCCAAGGCCGCCAUCGCUGCUCCGGCUGGUGGUGUGCAGAAGAAGAGCGCCCGCGCGCCCGCUCCCUCGGCUCUGACAGCCCCUUCUACUGGCGACAGCAAGAUCAUCGUCAGCAAUCUGCCCGAGGACGUCACUGAGACGCUGAUCAAGGACUACUUUGGCAAGACAAUCUCCCGGGUCAAAUACGUCAACCUUACCUAUGGGCCGACUGGAAAGAGCCGUGGCAUUGCCACCAUUGUGUUCGCCGACCCUGCCGCCGGACCCAAAGCAGCGCGCGACCUCGACGGCGUCAAAGUCGACAACAGGGCUAUGAAGAUCGAAGUCGUGCUCGGGGCGAAACACGCACCUGCGCCUCCGGUCCCCAAGGGUCUGGCGGAUCGCAUGUCGCAGCCAAAGGGCGCAGCAGCAAAGAACAAACCGAAAUCGGCGGCGGCAAAGACGAAUGGAGCGGCUGCUACCAACGGAGCUGACAAGGGCAAGCCUGGUCGCGCUCGCAAGGCCGGCCGUGCUGGACGUCCGAAGAAGAAGACUGCGGAGGAGCUGGACGCGGAGAUGCAGGACUACUUUGGAGACUCGGGCGCGGCCAACGGCGCUGCCCCCGCAGUUGCUGCUCCUGCUGCCAAUGCCGACGCCGGUAUGGUGGAUGAGGUGUUGUAGAGGGGGAGAUAUUGUGGAUCACCGGGCAAGAUGCAUUCGAUGGCGGGACGGAGCUCAAUAAGACUGAUGGCCUCGGGCUAGGCAAGAAAUUGAAUCGGCGUUGGGACAGGCCACAGACACAGCAGAUGUAUCAGUAGAACUUCGAGAAUGCACACUCAUGGCGUUGCGCGCU